AUUAAUUCAAGCAAGGAUUAAGAAAACUGCGAGGUUUGUGUUUUAACGUCCUCGCAAAAACUAAUAAUCGGUGCUGGAGGAGUCGGUAUUAUAACUGUGACAGUGACCAGGUCAUUUCUAAGUCAUAAUGGCGCAGAAAUCUGGCAGCCAGGGUGGAGAUGCUGAUGCAUUUCUGUUUGUGGACAAAACCCUCCACAAUCCACUGGCCCAAGCUGACUGGUCAGCGAAGAAAUUGGUUUGGGUUCCUUCGGAGAGGACUGGCUUUGAAGCUGCAAGCAUUAAGGAUGAAAAGGGGGACGAAGUUAUUGUUGAAUUGGUGGAAAAUGGAAAGAAAGUUACAGUCAACAAAGAUGACAUCCAGAAGAUGAAUCCUCCAAAGUUUUCCAAAGUAGAGGAUAUGGCAGAAUUGACAUGUCUGAACGAAGCCUCAGUGCUGCAUAAUCUGAGGGAGCGGUACUACUCAGGACUCAUCUAUACGUACUCAGGCCUUUUCUGUGUUGUUGUGAACCCAUACAAAAUGUUGCCCAUCUACUCUGAGAAGAUUGUCGAAAUGUACAAGGGGAAGAAACGACAUGAGAUGCCACCCCAUAUCUAUGCUAUUGCCGACACCGCAUACAGGAGCAUGCUGCAAGAUCGUGAAGACCAGUCCAUUCUGUGCACGGGCGAGUCUGGAGCUGGGAAAACAGAAAACACAAAGAAAGUAAUUCAAUAUCUGGCUGUGGUUGCUUCCUCUCACAAGAGUAAAAAAGAUGCCAAUGCAAUCCAAGAUCCUUCUUUUGCAUACGGGGAACUUGAGAAGCAACUCCUUCAAGCUAACCCCAUCCUGGAAGCCUUUGGCAAUGCAAAGACAGUGAAAAAUGACAACUCGUCUCGAUUUGGAAAAUUCAUCCGGAUCAAUUUUGAUGUCACUGGUUAUAUUGUUGGAGCAAAUAUUGACACUUAUCUGCUCGAAAAGUCUCGUGCUAUUCGUCAGGCUCCAGAGGAAAGGACAUUCCAUAUUUUCUAUUACCUUCUUGCUGGAGCUGGGGUGAAGAUGAAGGAGGAUCUCUUGCUGGAAUCGUUCAGCAGUUACCGGUUUUUAUCCAAUGGCCACGUCCCUAUUCCAGGCCAGGAUGACAAGGACAUGUUUGAGGAAACAUCAGAGGCCAUGAGCAUCAUGGGAUUUUCAAUCGAUGAACAAACCUGUAAGAACCAUCUCGCUUUUAUCUUCUCUGAACUGAAUGUGGAUUUCAAACAUGUUCAUUAA
Chiloscyllium plagiosum (whitespotted bambooshark) is the source of this 1246-nucleotide messenger RNA. The record is from RefSeq and is a predicted model, not a curated record. Lineage: Eukaryota; Metazoa; Chordata; Chondrichthyes; Orectolobiformes; Hemiscylliidae.